Molecule: messenger RNA, 657 nt
Organism: Suillus plorans
Lineage: Eukaryota; Fungi; Basidiomycota; Agaricomycetes; Boletales; Suillaceae
Product: exo-beta-1,3-glucanase
Exons: 7
Coding region: 1-657 (218 amino acids)
Source: RefSeq, a predicted model, not a curated record
AUGAUCGAGUGGAACGUGCAUGAUCCAUCUGGUCAGGAAGCAGCGGCAGGAAUGUGGGACAGCCAUAUUAGGUUGUAUUCACAAUGUCCCCCAGGCUCUGUCAAUAGCGCCUGUCAAGCUGCUUUCCUUGGGAUACAUUUGACUUCUGGAUCGAGUGCAUACCUUGAAGGCGCAUGGGUCUGGACCGCCGACCACGACCUUGAUACUUCCGGCUCCUCUGAAAUUUCGAUCUUUACUGGUCGCGGGAUUCUUUCCGAGUCUCAUGGCCCAGUGUGGCUUAUUGGCAUAUGCGCGCUGGUGAACGCUCAGAACCGCUGUAUUGGCCUGGCCCAGACUGAAACGUCAUAUUACCAACCCUCUCCGGCUGCUCCAGCGCCUUAUAGCACUGCCUCGACCUACAAUGACCCUACAUUUUCGAGUUCGAUCAGCAUUGGCCGCCCUGGGGAAUGUACAUUCAGUCUUCGAACGACGUCGUCAUAUUUGAACUAUAGCCAGGACGGUUUGACCACUAACGCUUGCCAAGCGCAAAUUUUCAACGUCGAUUCCGUGUCAAACGUCAUUGGAUACAGUGCGUCAACCAUAGGUACUAUAUGGGUCGGCCGCUCCAGCAAUAAUGCCGAUGGGUUCCAAGAGACUUUCACAGCUUGGAGCGAGUAG